This is a messenger RNA of Linnemannia hyalina, 684 nucleotides long. Lineage: Eukaryota; Fungi; Mortierellomycota; Mortierellomycetes; Mortierellales; Mortierellaceae. The record is from the annotation of a GenBank genome assembly.
AUGGCUUCAUCGAUCCGCGCAAUUUCAAUGUCCCUCCCUCGCGUCUCAAUGGCUCGCAUCCCCCUUGUGGCAUUCACAAACACACACGCUGUCCCGACCUUAACUAACCAAGCCUACGCCCACGCCCACGCCAAUUCGACCCACCCCUCCGCCUACUCCUCCAUGCCCAGCCGCUCCAACUCCAACAAAUACACAAACGCUGCCGACAAGCUCGAACAAUCUGCCAAGAGCAUGAACAAAUCGACCAAGGACUAUCUUCGUGAGGUAAAGCAUUACGACAGUGAAGAGGAUGAAGUCAUGAUGAAGCUUGGCCUUGCCAUGAGCAGCAAAAGCAUCAAGCAACCCAACAACACUGGAACCCAUGCGAACACGAACAAACACACAGGAAACCAAAGUGGAGGCAGGAAGGCGCAUGAGAGACAGACGGAGGGCACGUUCGAGGAGUCGUUGAGUUCGGAUAUCCAGGCGGAUGUGACGCAUCCUGCGGGCAAGGGGUUCCAUCAUGCCGAUCAGCAUCAUCAGCAAGAGCUGAUUUCCAGCCUCUGCGAAGAGCUGAAGCAUGCGUCCGAUGCGAUCCGGAUGGUCGAGUCGCACAGCAUUCUGAAGCAGGACAAGGCCCCCGUCCACAAUGUCCGUGACGAGGACCCCGCUGAGAAGGCUGCCCAUUACCAGAAGCGCCACUAA